AUGUUCCUGCACACGCCCGCUUCCCGCGGGGGCGCACAGAGCGGCCGCAAGCACAACGACAACGAAUCGCCCGUCGUGCGCAACGGCCGCCACGGCAAGCGGCGACCCGGGUGUCCAUCUCCAUACAAUCACACUGGGCUCUGUGCUGCGGGCCAGCCCGCCCUGUGGCCCGUCCCCAUGUCGUCGGCUCCUCACUUUCCCGCUGCCCUUGUUCCGCCCCUCCAGUCCAACCAGGUCGCGCACGUCGCCAAUGGGUCCCACCAAGAAAACCGGGCCGUGUCGGCGCUGUCUGCGUUAACCAGAAAUCUCACGCUCUUGCGUCCCCGUCUGCUGGUGCGCAUCCUCGAGCCUCGUCGUCGUCUUCAUCCUUUCUUUUUGUCGAUCCUGGGUGCGCAUGGCACCAUGUCAAUGGCGGCUGUAAAGACCGAAGCGCUUCCCGACUCCACGGGCGGCUCCCACGCCGAAAGGUUUCUCGUUCAGCCGGCCGACUACUAUACCAUCCACUUGUCUACCCACUCGCAACCGUCAACGAUCCGAUGCUGCGGGUUCGGCACCCGAACAAAGAAACGAUCGAUCGACCCGCCUCCUGUCGUUCAGCUGUCGCUCCUCCAACCCGAUGGAGCCGUCGUUACCAAGUACUCCUCAGGCCGGGAAGCGAUCGUUCCCUUGUCCGUCGAGCUCCGGCGGCGACUGCUGCUGAGAGCACCAGAGAGCAGUACGCCCCUCUGCUCCGCCGGCACGGCCAUAGUCACUCCAAAGCGCACCGAUGAGCCCGACAAGGCCAGCCGGCCCAGCUGGCCCCGGGAUCGGCUCACAUUCGGCUGGACCCGACGAGAGGGAAAGGAAGCGCCGACGAUCUGGCAAAUGGAUGGACGGAUUAGCAGGGAGCUGGCUCGCUGGGCCUCCAACUUCACGGUGAUCGUCGAACUGUGGUCCACGGACGAGCAGUCGUCUCUAACUCAUGUCCUCCGAGGGACAACCACCCACUCCGGGUCAGCAGCCGGCCCUCGGCCCUCGCCAACACACUCCUUCGUCUCGGCCCCAUCGUAUCCGCCGUAUCCUGGGCCGAGCGGACUGCCGAGCGGACUGCCGGGCCAUGCGCCCAAGCAGUCGUCGCCGCCGACCGAUCAGCCCGAGGUCAUUCCCACCAUCUUUGGGGGCCUGGUCGCCCACUCAGAGUUCCUGAUAUCGCCCGAGGGCGAGCAUGUCGUGCUGUUUAUCUUUCCCUCGAUAGCCGUCCGGGUCCAGGGCACAUAUCGGUUGCGGUUUCAGCUUUUCAAUCUCGCCGAUGCUGUCCGUGGCCUGAGGUCUGAAGCCCUGGCAAGCGUUUUCUCGGAUACAUUCAUCUCCUAUUCGUGGAAAAAGUACCCCGGCAUCUCAGGGCCCACGCCAUUCACCGCACACUUGUCGCGCCAGGGCGCUCUGAUCUCGACACGAACACCAACCUCGUCGACGGCCCAUGUCGCAGCCUCGUCUGCUGAUGCUGCCCCGGGGCCCGACCAUGACAGCGACGAAGACGAGGAGGAGGACACCUGA
Molecule: messenger RNA, 1536 nt
Organism: Polychytrium aggregatum
Lineage: Eukaryota; Fungi; Chytridiomycota; Chytridiomycetes; Polychytriales
Product: velvet factor-domain-containing protein
Exons: 7
Coding region: 1-1536 (511 amino acids)
Source: RefSeq, a predicted model, not a curated record